Molecule: messenger RNA, 2573 nt
Organism: Neopsephotus bourkii (Bourke's parrot)
Lineage: Eukaryota; Metazoa; Chordata; Aves; Psittaciformes; Psittacidae
Gene: PIWIL2
Product: piwi like RNA-mediated gene silencing 2
Exons: 19
Coding region: 1-2565 (854 amino acids)
Biological process (GO): regulatory ncRNA-mediated gene silencing
Cellular component (GO): P granule
Molecular function (GO): protein binding; piRNA binding
Source: RefSeq, a predicted model, not a curated record
AUGGAGCGGCCGCGGUUCCCCCUCGGGCCCGGUCCCUCGGCCCCGGGCAGGCUGCGGGGCCUGGUGGGCCGAGCUCAGCGCCUGCCGCCGCCCGGGCCCGCCGAGCUGCCGCUGUGCGCGCUGCUGCGGGGGCUGAGCCUGGAGCCCCACGGCGGGGCCCGCGGGGGGCCGGGCCCGAGGCCUCCCUCCGUUGAGAGCCCGGUGCAGGCCCCGCCGCGGCCCGGCCCCGAGCCCUGUGGUGAUCACGUGACAGCGGCGCUGCCGGCGCGCGGGCGGGGGCCGGGGGCGAAGGCGGCACCGAAGGGCACAGCCCUGGCUCUGGGGCUGAACUCGGUGAGCAUCCAGUGCCAGAACGAAGCCGUGUUCCAGUACCACGUCACCUUCAGCCCCGAGGUGGAGUGCAGGAGCGUGCGCUUGGCCAUGCUGAAGGAGCACCGCGCCGUGCUGGGGGACGUGAUGGCCUUCGAUGGCGUCAUCCUCUUCCUGCCCAUCCAGCUCCUGCAGCUCCUCACCCUGAAGGUGCAGAGGAGGAGCGACGGGGAGGAGGUCACCAUCAGCAUCCAGCUCACCAAGGUCCUGGAGCCCAGCUCCGAUCUCUGCAUCCCCUUUUACAACGUGGUGUUCCGCAGGGUGAUGAGGAUCUUGGACAUGCAGCUGGUGGGGAGGAACUUCUUUGAGCCCACGCAGGCCACCACGUUACAGCAGUACAGGCUGCAGGUUUGGCCGGGGUACGCCGUCAGCAUCCGGAAGAAGGACGGGGGCCUCUUCCUCUUGGUGGAUUCCAUCCAUAAAGUGGUCUGGAGCGAGUCCGUGCUGCAGUUCAUGCACAGCGUCUACAAGCAGAGGCCGGGCAGCUUCCAGGAGGAGUGCGUGAAGCAGCUGGUGGGCAGCGUGGUCAUCACCCGCUACAACAACCGCACCUACCGCCUGGACGACAUCGACUGGAGCAAGACCCCCCAGGACACCUUCACCAUGGCCAGCGGAGAGGCCCUCACCUUCCUCACCUACUACAGCAAAACCUAUGGGAUCACCAUCAAGGAGCUGGAGCAGCCGCUGCUGGUCCAUAGGCCGAAGGAGAAGCUGACUCCGCAGGGGAAGCGCUGCUUGGACUUGGUGCUGCUGGUGCCGGAGCUCACCUUCCUGACCGGCAUUCCUGACAUGAGGAAGGAGAGCCGGAUGCUGAAGGACGUGACGGGGGCGAUGCUGCAGAGCCCGCAGCAGCACUACCUGCGCCUCAGCAGCCUCCUGCACCGCGUCCGCUGCAGCGCCGAGGCCUCGCGGGAGCUGCAGCGCUGGGGGCUGCGCCUCGGCCCCGACAUCCACAGGACCCAGGGCCGGGUGCUGCCCAUGGAGAGGAUCAACCUGCGCCAGGGCUCCUUCACCCCCUGCGAGGACCGGAGCUGGGCCAAGGCGGUCGUCAGGGAAGCCUCCAUCUCGGCGAUCUCCAUGAAUUACUGGCUCCUGGUGUACCCCAAGCGCCUGCAGCACCUGGCCAAGGACCUGGUGGCCGCCAUGGAGAGCGCAUGCGGCCCCCUUGGGAUGCACAUGAACCAGCCUGCACUGGUGGAGCUCAAGGACGACCGCAUCGAGAGCUACGCCAGGGGCAUCCGCAGCAUGCUGAGCAGUGAGGAGAAGGUGCAGAUCCUGCUGUGCAUCAUCUCGGGCGGCCGCGAGGAUCUGUAUGCGGCCGUCAAGAAGCUGUGCUGCGUGCAGUGCCCCGUGCCCUCCCAGGUGAUCAACGCGCAGACGCUGAGCGGGCACCCGGGGAAGCUGCGCAGCGUGGUGCAGAAAGUGCUGCUGCAGAUGAACUGCAAGCUGGGGGGAGAGCUCUGGGGGGUCGACAUCCCCCUGAAGCAGCUGAUGGUCAUCGGCAUGGAUGUGUACCACAACCACAGCAAAGGGGUGCGCUCCGUCAUCGGCUUCGUGGCCAGCAUGAACCACGUCCUCACCAGGUGGUAUUCCAGGGUGGUUUUCCAGAUGCCGCAGCAGGAGAUCGCCGACAGCCUCCGGCUCUGCCUGGCCGAUGCCCUCCAGCACUUCCAUGAGAUGAACCACUGCCUGCCGCGGAAGAUCGUGCUGUUCCGGGACGGCGUUGCCGACAGCCAGCUGGACACGGUGCUGCGCUACGAGAUCCCGCAGCUCCACAGGUGCCUGGAGACCUUCGAGAGCUACGCGCCGGGGCUGCUGGUGCUCGUGGUGCAGAAGCAGCACAGCACCAACCUGUACGUGCCGGCGGGAGAGCAGCUCGCGGCGCCUCCGCCGGGCACCGUCCUUGACCACACCAUCACCAGCUCCCAGUGGCAGGAGUUCUUCUUGCUGGCGCAUCACUCGCAGCAGGGCUGCAGCAUCCCCACGCGUUACAUCUGCCUGCUCAACACGGCCAACCUCAGCCCCGAGCACGUACAGAGGCUCACCUUCAAGCUCUGCCACCUCUACUGGAACUGGCCGGGCACGGUCCGCGUCCCCGCGCCCUGCCGCUACGCGCACAAGCUGGCUUUCCUGUCGGGACACGUCCUGCACCGGGAGCCCAGCGCCCUGCUCGCUCACAAGCUCUUCUUCCUGUGAGCCCCCAG